AUGGUCUCGGAAACCACCCCUCUUCAGAGACCCAUUGACUACGAAGACGAGGAGUUCAGCUGGUUUGGGCGGCUCAUGAUCCGCAUUGGAUCAUCCAAACGGCUGCUCUGGGGUCUCGGCCUGAUAAUCGGACUGCCGAUCGUGUGUUUUCUAUUGGUCUUCUUGCCUAGUCUAGCACCCCCAUCUGCAGACAUCCCCGACCUGAUCAAAGUUGGAAGAUUGCCUGUCUAUUUACAUCCCCUGAUCCCUCCAAAGGACCCCAAAGUGGCGCAUUAUGGGACAACCAAUGAUAACUACAACGAUCCAGAGUCGCCUAUUAAAAACGUGCCCAAUUUUGAGAAAUGGAGCCUGCUCGACAAGGAUACCAAAUUGUUCCGGAGACAUUUUCGAAAGCUGGAGACUGCAGCUUCCCAGAGGCCUGCGAAACGGCUCAUCCUCAUCGGCGACGUGCACGGAUCGCUGUAUGAGCUGCAGAAACUCCUUAAGCACGUCAGAUAUGACGGCGGACGCUACGAUCAUGUUGUUCUGCUGGGCGAUUUCCUGGCCAAAGGCAAGAACUCGCUCGGAGUGCUGGAGUACGCAAUUCAGAACCGCAUCGACUGCAUUUUGGGGAACCACGAAUGGGAGGUUCUGAAACGGUAUGUGCAGUACCACGGUCUUCCGAGCCUUGGCUUUAACGAGUCGAAAAAUGAGGUGAGCGCAACAGAGCAGUACGACUUGGAUGAGCAGAUGCGGAUCGCAAAACGACUGAUGCCCGAACACAUUGACUAUAUUUCCAGGUGUCCACUUAUCAAGGAGCUGGGCCCUGUUCCGAGAAUGACAAACAAAAAACAGACCAAGUACGCCUCCAUUCCGGCAAACGGAGUGGCUGUCCACGGCGGGCUGGUGUGGAGCGUCGAGGAUCUGCAGGAUCAGGACCCAGAGGCAGUUCUGACGAUGCGCAACCUGCUGCCUCCAGAUUACACCAUUCCGACGGAAAACCGUCACGAGAUGGUCGACGGGAAGAAAUCGAAGCCGUGGACACGGUUCUGGACACAGCGCCAGCACGAAGUGGUCGCGAAUGCGAGCGUUGACGCAUUCGUUGCGGGCACGAAAGUGUACUACGGACACGAUGCCAAGAGAGGCGUGACUUUCCGCGAGUUCAGCACGGGACUGGACUCUGGGUGUGUCUACGGGGCCCAGCUCAGUGCGGAAAUCAUCUGGAGCGAGGUGGUGAGUACAAAGAGCGAGCAUCGCAUAGUCUACAGAAGAAUGUUCACCCAGGUCAAUUGCUAA
Ogataea haglerorum is the source of this 1275-nucleotide messenger RNA. RefSeq lists its product as uncharacterized. Gene Ontology annotation, cellular component: cytoplasm. The transcript has a single exon. Gene Ontology annotation, molecular function: endopolyphosphatase activity; phosphatase activity. Bases 1 to 1275 code for a protein of 424 amino acids. NCBI's taxonomy places the organism in Eukaryota, Fungi, Ascomycota, Pichiomycetes, Pichiales, Pichiaceae. The record is from RefSeq and is a predicted model, not a curated record. Gene Ontology annotation, biological process: polyphosphate catabolic process.